CAGACGUUUUAAAACUAAAAUGGGUUUAUGAUUUAUUAGAAGCUAUAUAUACUAGGCAGUGAAAGUGCAGACCUGCUGUGUUAUGAUGGAACUUCAUCAUACGCACCAAGAAAGAGAAAGAAAGAAUUCUUAAAAAAUCUUACUGGAUGACUGUCCGUAACGCCAGUAUUGAGGUCUGUUUUAAAGAAUAAGCAACAGCAACAACAACAACAACAGUUUGGUUCAUCUAGAGAGUAUUGCCAAAAUUCACAGAAGCUGAUCUACUCCARAUUUUCUUGUCCUGCUAGUUUUACCAACUGACACCCGAGGCUCCAAUCGUGAUUCAAGAAACAGAGUAAAACAGACAUGCUGUUCGGCCCUGGUCACUGCGCAGGGGUCUUGGCUCCAAAGGAGGUCUCCUAUACAAACAUGAGUUUAUCUUUAAUCUUCAUGAUCUUCACGGUGCCAGGCAACCUCUUAGUAAUUCUGGCCAUCCUUAAAGACCCACACAAAGAAGUGCGCUCACCCUUCACCCUUCUGAUCCUGAACCUCGCUGUCACAGACUUGAUUGUUGGCAGUGUAGUGGAGCCUCUAUCGAUCUAUAUCCACUACCGUGAAGGCAAAGGUCUCAGUAUCAAUAUGUCCUGGCUCUCGCAGACCGCCUACUUCCUUUGCUGUACUGCAUCGUUACUAAGCCUCGCUACUUUGACAGUCGAUAGAUACCUUGCUAUCGCACGGGCGGUCUGGUACAGGGCUAACGUCAAUAACAAAAGAGUAGUCUACGCGUCGAUUUUUGUGUGGACUCUGUCUUUUGGCUUCACCAUGAUAUUCUUCGAGGUAGGCUUCAUCUCGUACGCCUUUGUUUUUGCGAACAUCGCAAUUCUCAGCACGUUCAUCAUCUUUAUCUUCACCUAUGUACAAGUUUUCAGAGUUCUGAAAAGCCAACUGUCGAGCCUUGCGAGCUUCCAUGACGGAAGCGCAGGACAACUAGAGCGCGCUCAUCGACGCUCCAUGAUCUGGGAGAAACGAAUAACCAAGGCCUACCUGAUCGUACUAGCAGUAUUUCUAGCCUGUUAUGUGCCGUCAUGUAUCAUGAUAUACCUAAUGAACAUGUGCGAGUCCUGCAGCUGUGAUUUAAUUCACUGGUUCAGAGACGCGCAGUUCAUUCUGGUCACUAUCAAUUCGCUCAUCAAUCCCUUCGUCUACGCCUUCAGGUUAGAAAACRUACGAAGGGCUGUGUUCACCAUUUUGAAGUGCAUGCCACUUUGCAAAACUAACAAGGUGAGUGUUGAAAGUAACGUGCUUUCUGAUGUCACACCGGAAGAAAAUAAAAGGACAGCAAGCACUUCGAUCGAGAACAGACAAGGAGGACAAAACCCAGAGAUUAGUCGUCAUUCUCCUGAAUUUAGCGAGCCGGCUCCUGUUCAUUGAAAACACUGUUUCUGAUAGUAUGUGAAACURUACUUUAUCAUGCUGCAAGAUCUACACUGGUUAUAUGAAAAGCACUGAAUUGAAUUCAAGAUCCUACUGGUAACGUAUGAAGCCUAGUCUAAAUCUUGAACCAUACGUGUCCUUUACUAACAAGUUGUGAGUCAGUUCAUCCACUGUGAUAAGCAAGCAAAAACCUUAUUGCAUCCAGUGGUUGAGGAAAAACCUGGGUCGAGUUGGCAUUGCAAUGUACAGGCAUCCCAGCCACUUUUUAGACAAAUUUGAUAGGAAAUAUAGGCUGUGCAAGUUCUAAA
Molecule: messenger RNA, 1721 nt
Organism: Actinia tenebrosa (Australian red waratah sea anemone)
Lineage: Eukaryota; Metazoa; Cnidaria; Anthozoa; Actiniaria; Actiniidae
Product: adrenocorticotropic hormone receptor
Biological process (GO): G protein-coupled receptor signaling pathway
Cellular component (GO): plasma membrane
Molecular function (GO): G protein-coupled receptor activity
Source: RefSeq, a predicted model, not a curated record